GGGGACUGCGGGUUUCGGCAAGGUGUCCCGAGGUUGGCGUGCAGGAGCGUCAGUAGCAGCUCCGUAGAAAUACAGUUGUGCGUCGUCGCAGUUCCAUCGGUACGGCUCGACAGGGAAGGCGUUGGCCGCGUACGGCGUGCGUUUGUGGUGGCGCUGGAUCUGUCUUUAUUUCCAGAAUGGAGGCGUCAGCACGACCGCCAGUCUUUUCCGUUGCCAUCACUGCCAGAUCUCAGAGGCCGACCGAAACAAACCAACGGCUUGGUUGCGGGAGCAAACACAAUGAGGCGUCUGAGGGAAUAUCCCAAGAAAAGCAAGACGCACCAGCUCGACAAAGACGAGCUCGUAUCCCGGUGGGGCGCGGACAUACUCCUCUGGGCGAACAUGGGGGCAUGUCGUACCAGUUGCGCGCGCCUCCUCCGGGUGUUGUCCGAGACUGAGAUGACCAUGACGAUGACGAUGACGAGUUGAAGACAUGACGAGUUGAAGACGA
This is a messenger RNA of Lasiosphaeria miniovina, 490 nucleotides long. RefSeq lists its product as uncharacterized. NCBI's taxonomy places the organism in Eukaryota, Fungi, Ascomycota, Sordariomycetes, Sordariales, Lasiosphaeriaceae. The transcript has a single exon. Bases 177 to 437 code for a protein of 86 amino acids. The record is from RefSeq and is a predicted model, not a curated record.